Messenger RNA from Prinia subflava (tawny-flanked prinia), 6047 nucleotides. It is a transcript of the gene SLC16A12, whose product is annotated as solute carrier family 16 member 12. Gene Ontology annotation, molecular function: monocarboxylic acid transmembrane transporter activity. The record is from RefSeq and is a predicted model, not a curated record. Gene Ontology annotation, cellular component: plasma membrane. Gene Ontology annotation, biological process: monocarboxylic acid transport; transmembrane transport. The transcript is spliced from 5 exons. Bases 3289 to 4497 code for a protein of 402 amino acids. NCBI's taxonomy places the organism in Eukaryota, Metazoa, Chordata, Aves, Passeriformes, Cisticolidae.
AAACACACAGAGACGUUUUGAUUUUGUGUAAUCAGGAUAGGAUGAAGACUAAGCCAGUAGUGGACUGGGACCCCCACUGUGGUCUGGGAUCUGUGUGUUCUGCUGUGGGGCAGCUGUGAUACAAACCUCACCUUACGCCUGUUCCUCUGGCUGAAACUGUAUCCCCCUGCAAAUGCAGCAUUUUCAAAAAGCACCCAGACUGUCAGGCACUGGAGGUGCCUGUAUGUUCUGGAGGUGGUAUUUCCUGAGAUGAGAGAGUUGUCAGGUACACCAACACUGUAAAUGGAGCAGGUGGACAAGGUAAAGAAAACGCCACCCAUGGUCCCCAGGCAGGCCAGUGGGACUGUACCUGCUGUUCCUCUGUCCUUUGUCAGAUGAAUGCUUUGCAUCUUCACACUGUUGUGAUAUCAUUAUUGAGUGAAUUUCUUUAAAGAAGGAAACCUUUAGGGUGGCAGGAGAGGUGGCAGAGGGAGCAGUGAGCGCUUUGCUGGCUGUGAGCUGUUUAAAAGGUCAGGGGUUCCUGUCGCUGUGCUGCCUGGUUGCUAAGCUGCUGUGGAUUUUUGUGCUCCUUUUCCUGGCAAAAGGGACCUUGUGAGGAGGUGCAAGGUUAUGGUAGUGCCUUUUUAGUAACCUCACCCACUUCUUUCUGCUUGCUGAGUGACUAAGGGAGAUGCUCUCAGGAGCACUCGUUUUGUUUCUGGGCUUCUCAAAAACAGCUGCUGAAGUAACUGAUAAAUUAUUUAUCCUGCCAAAUUAAACCUAAUGUUUUUACUUGGGGGAACAGAGUCACUGUUUAGUGAGCUGCCAGGGCACAUUGGGUAACUAAGGCCUUCUAAGGGAUCAGCAGAAUUUGUACCAUCUUCACCCCACUUGCAUCUUCUUUGAACUCACAGCAAAGCACAUUUACUUAGUGCUCAGGUGAAAAUUAUCUAGCAAAGUACAGAGCUGUUUCAAGAGAUUAUAUUUUAACCCUGCUUUCCUUUGUCUGUCUCAAGCAGCAGGAACUUUCAUAUGUUAUAAUAGCAGCCAAUGCUGCCAAGCUUUACAGUGGAGAAAAUAUGCAAAAAGAGUCUUAUCCUAUACCAGAAAGUUCAAGAAAAAGAUGCAACAUGAGAGCAAACUGGCAUUUGGGAAUGGGGAGGACAUAGUUGCUCAGAUAAAGUGUGCUUUCUUGCUGUUCAUCUUCAUUUGCAGAGUCCACAAUCUGUACUAUCCACCAUACAGAUAAUUAGAAAACAGCACCGGGGUGUAAGCAAAUGAAGUUUCCUAACCUCCGAAUGAAAUUGUCAGGUUGACAUAAUAAGAAGUGCUUUUAGACAUGUGCAGCAACAAGAAAGGUAAUUAUUUAACUCACCUAUUAGUUCAGUGGCUGUGAAAGGCACAGCACUCCUUGAAGCAAGUGUGGAGUCAAGGAAAUGAGGUUUGCACUAAUCUGCUAUAGGGAGGCUGGGUGGCCUUUUCCUGUUGGCCAGGCAUUUUUUAUAAUAUGGUUGUUUUCAGUUGCUUGUAACCUCAUUAAAUGUUUGCUGGCAGGGUUCUGGGAAAAUAACAGCAAGUAACCAUGUAACCAAAUAGCUAAUCUAUGUUUACUUAGCCUGAUAUGUCAUCAAAUCUUCCCAAGUACGUUAAUGUACAGCUAAAAAUGUGAACUAGGGUCUCAACCCUGAUCUGAAGCUUGCUUGAGAUGUAGGGCUAGAGGUCUAGGCUGAGGCCAUGCCACCCAGCUACUACUGUCUGUGCAUUAAAAUUAGUUAGGGCUCUGUAUUUGGCAAUUGUUGACUCUGAAAAUUUUUGUGUAUAUUUCUGCUUAUUAAAGGGUUACUGUUAUCCAUUCUGGCAUUCCUGGAAAUGGUUCCUCCACCCUAAAUAAUCAGAACUUGGGGAAAAAAACCCCCAACAACCUGCAUUCCUGUAGAAGGGGCAAUAAAAGACACUGCUCAGACCCAAAACAAGAAGCCUCUCCUUGCCAAGGCUCUGCAGAAGUGCUGCAGUCGUAUGUGUGAAUUACUCAGGAUCCCUCUGUGAUGGAUCAUGUGCUUAUGCAAACUCCACCUAACUAUAUUACUUGUGAUUGCCAGGAAACCCUUGAGCUAAAUAAGCUGAAGUUUAUGAGUGCCUUGUUAAUUCAUGGAUUCUUAUGGGCUGUUCAAUCAUCCAGGCAUUUGAACAUAACUUAUGGAACUUGCUGGUGAUGGCAAAAACAUGGACUGAAAUCCAGCACUGUGUGCUCCUGCACUGAGAAAAUCGGGGCACUUGAGGAGCCCUGCCAUUCGGUCACUGGUGCAGAAAGGACUGAGGGCGGUGGGUCCCACCAGCAAAGCACAGGACCCAGUGACUCACCUGGGGUCCAGUGGGUGUCAUUUGGCCUCCUGCAGCACCCAGUGUGUGUUUACAGACCAUUUUAUGGUCUGGAGGCAGGCAGUUUUGAUUUAAGUGGUUAGGAGAGGGAGACAGGCUAGCUCUCACCUUCUGUGAACCAGCCAUGCUCACAAAAUUAAGUUGUUGUGUCCUGCUGAUUACAGCUUUCAUCUGGGGUUUAGCUGGUGAGAAUAAGGAGGUGAUUUUGUUAUCACACCUGCUCUGGUGGUGGAGUAAAUAUUCCCUUCUCGUACAAAGGUGAAAACCGUAUCCUCUCAAAACUUUUGCACUAAAUUGUGUACAAGGAAGAAUAGCUAGUUUGAGUCGAGAUUGCAGGUGAAAACACGUUUCAGGCCAGGGACUGGUGUGAAUGGGGGAGCCCUGCUGGAGCUCAAUGAGUGACUUCUACAUGUAUGCAGUGACAUGCAAGGGGAAAGGGGAUUGUGUGCUAGGAUGCAAGUGCUCAGAACACUACCCAAAUGAUCAUGAAAACAUGAUAUCAGACACUGGCUCAAGUUCUGAUGGCCCUCCUGGUUCCAACAAAUCAUCAUUAACUGCAUGUGGAAGGAAUCGCUCCCUUUUGUGCAGUGGGCAGAGCUGAGGCAGGAUGUGGUGGCCAGGCGUUCAGGUUACAGCAGGUGCAGCGUGUCCUGACUCCCGCUCCGCCUGUUCUCUCCGCAGAUGGCCGCAGAGCCCCGUGCCGAGCAGCCCGGGCCGGCCGUGAGGGCCGUGAGGGCCGCGGGCCGCCGCUGAGGCGAGGCGGGGACGCCAUGGCCUCGGCGCGCCGGGCCCGCCGCGGCGGCCCGCCCGACGGCGGCUGGGGAUGGAUGAUUGUUGCUGGCUGCUUCCUGGUCACCAUCUGCACCAGGGCCGUGACAAGCCCCGCUUGGGAGUUUAAUCAGUAAUCACGUAUCCUGCCAAGUUGGUAUCAUGCUAGGAGGGCUGCUUGCAUCUACUGGACUCAUUUUGAGCUCAUUCGCCACCAGUCUGGAACAUCUCUACUUAUCCUUAGGAGUCCUCACAGGACUUGGGUUUGCACUUUGUUAUUCUCCAGCCAUUGCGAUGGUGGGCAAAUACUUCAACAAAAGGAAAGCACUGGCGUAUGGAAUAGCCAUGUCAGGAAGUGGAAUCGGUACCUUCAUCCUGGCCCCUGUGGUCCAGCUCUUAAUUGAGCAGUUUUCCUGGCGAGGAGCUUUGCUCAUCCUGGGAGGUUUUGUUUUAAACCUCUGUGUCUGUGGUGCCUUGAUGCGGCCUAUUUCUCUUAAGGAGGAUUGUAAAACUGCUCCUGAGUUUCUUGAACAGAAUUAUGUCUCUGAAACAGAGAAACAAGACUUAAAGCGAAUGUCCAUCUGUUCACCUUUAAUCAAAUUAUGGCCUCAUGAAUGUUUAUGCUACUGUUCAUGGAAGGAAUAUGACUUUUUGCUGAUGCCAGGCUUCAUGGUGCUGGCAGUUUCAAUUUUAUUUAUGGCAUAUGGCUGCAGCCCUCUUUUUGUCUACCUAGUGCCUUAUGCUUUGAGUGUUGGAGUGAGUCAUCACCAGGCUGCCUUCCUCAUGUCCAUACUCGGUGUCAUAGACAUCAUUGGUAAUAUCACCUUUGGAUGGCUCACAGACAGAAGGUGUCUGAAGAAGCAUCGGUACUUUUGCUACCUCUUUGCUGUGGGAAUGGAUGGCCUCUGCUGUCUUUUCCUGCCAGUUCUCCAAAGCUUCCCCUUGCUUGUGCCUUUCUCAUUUACCUUUGGCUACUUUGAUGGAGCCUAUGUGACACUGAUCCCUGUCAUGACAGCAGACGUAGUGGGAACUUCUUUGUUAUCAUCAGCACUGGGCGUUGUGUAUUUUCUUCAUGCCAUACCAUAUCUAGUGAGCCCACCUGUGGCAGGCUGGCUUGUGGACACAACUGGCAGCUACACUGCAUCAUUUCUCCUGUGUGGAUUUUCUAUGAUAUUUAGCUCAGCACUAUUGUGCUUUGCAAGACUAGCAAAGAAAAUCAAAAGAACACGUUUGCAGUCCCUCACUGGUAGCACGGCCUUGAAACAGCGCAUCUGGACAAACGGAGCAAUAGCUUAUUCUGUCACAGCAGAAUUAGACCAAAGGGAUGUUGAAGUUUUGGCUGUGGAUACAAACAGCUACAGCAACAGGUGACAAGUGCUGUGGAGACUGAGUACAGCACAACCUGAGACAGACGUGGCUCUGUGGUGUUACACUAUUGAAGAUACUUCUCCUGUGAAACAAGACAUCUCUCAUUUAGAUUUUUCUGUCAUGUUUUAGUUGGUCUAAAUCUACAUACUGCAACAGUAAUACCAAGUUAAUGCAGUAAUAGAAGAAAGCUAAACUGAAAAUGGAGUUUGUAGAUACAAGUGUUCACAGAUUUAUUUGAAAUGCAAUGUUGACUCCACAGGUAUCGGUCAGUCACCAAAACUGAACAGUAAUAUUUACAUUUAAAAAUAUUUAUCAAUCCUCAUGAAACUCUUUGCAAAUGAGUGUUUCAAAUGCCAAAGUCAUCUGUUUGUUUUGCCUUUUUUUUAAGAAAAUCUGGUAGGAAACUGAUCUGUGCUGAAAGUAUCUCUGGAGAACUUUAAUUUUUACAAUGUGCUUGAACUUUGUACAUACAUUGCAAUUUAAUUUCAAAUAUGGUUUUAGACCUGCUUUCCCAUGUGCUCUGUAGCAAAAUUUACUUUUUUUUUUUUUUUUUUUCUUCUGGGUACCUUUAAAAUUUGAAUUUCUAAACAUUGACAGUCUGGGUGUGAUCUUUCAGCUGAUCCUUGUCUUGGAGGGUGGAAAAUGUGCUGUGGUGGCUCUGCUGUCUGAAGAGGAGUAAAUUUGUGCCAUGGGACCAGGCAUGCUGAUAGCCAAAUGUGCUUUAACUGCAUUAGUUGGAAGAAGCCCAAAGGCAGCCCAAGAGAUUGGAGAAGCUCCUGUGUUUUCUGACACAGAGCCUCUUCCUCUUGUAAAAUCAGCUCCCUCCAAGGUGAGAGAUGGCUGAGAGAUUGCCCACCCCACAGGCUGAUAGUGGAGAGGAUGUUGGCAGAAUUGUUUCUGUGUAUUGCAGUGGCAAGCCUGGUUUUUUUUAACCUAGAAGCUGCACCUUCAGGUGGUGCCAAUUGCUCAUUUGUACCAUCUGAAAAGGUGUCAGGUCACUUUUCCUUGAUGGCCAGAACACAAGAGCUGUGACUUGCUGACAGUUUCCUGCUUCUUGUGUGAGGAAUAUACUCCAGCUGGCUGCUUCACAGGGAGUGACUGUAGCUCCUGGAGUAAGUUACUGAUGUGAUGGUCUAAUAAAUACUGUGAUUUUCUACAUUUCCAGAGUGAAAACAUUGUCAGCAAUGGAAAACUUCACAUUCCAUAAUAUUAAUUGUUUCAGUGUUUUGAUGCUGUAUCAAGCUGUAUUCUGUUCAUUAACAAAUUGAUCUGAGUACAAAUAAUUUUCGUUUACACUGAACUAGCAGUUUUGUUAGCCUGCAGUGUGUUCAAUGGCUGCUCAUGGUGUCCUUUUCCACUCUGUGCCUUGGAAGUAAAAGCAACAUAGACUGAUGUUCACCAAUUUGCUUAAGACCAAGAGUACAGCCACAGGAGUAUCAUGUAUUUACAUAUAUACACACACAUAUAUGUAUGAAUAGCAUGUAUAUCAAGUAGUUUUAUUAUCCAAGUGUAUUUCAAAUAUAACAUAUUAAAAUUGUUUGUGAUUAAAUGAA